Oppiella nova is the source of this 649-nucleotide messenger RNA. The record is from the annotation of a GenBank genome assembly. Lineage: Eukaryota; Metazoa; Arthropoda; Arachnida; Sarcoptiformes; Oppiidae.
CCUGUGCAUUUUAAUUUUCAUAAAUCUUGGUAAAAUGAAUAGAAAUAAAACAAGUAAAAUUUGUCAAAUCUGUGGUGAUACAAAAAUAGUUGGUCGUAAUUAUGGGGCCGUCACUUGCGAAACAUGUAAAGCCUUUUUUAGACGCGUUGUCACCAAGGACUAUAAACAUCUUGAUUGUCAUCUGAACGGCAAAUGCAUAAUAACUACCAAAACACGAAAGUGUUGUCAAAAGUGUAGACUUGAUAAGUGUUUCGCUGUCGGCAUGAAAUUAGGAUUCAUACGAAGCGAUGAGGAAAACAAUAGGAGACGACAAGUGAGUGAAGAGAAACGCAAACGACUCACACAAAUGACUACAGAAUCAGAUUCUGUGGAUAUUCUGUCGAAAAGGGAUUCUUCGCAAGAAUUUAAUGAUAAUACUGGCGAUGAAAUCGAGGGUUUAAUUGACAUUUCACUUAAUAUUAGUGAUGAAGAAUUCAAUGAACAGAUUAUGGAAAUUGAAAGUAUCGUCAAAAAUGAUAUAAAUAUUCAGUAUAAGUCAUACGAGAAUCGACUGAAACAGGAGUUCAUGAAGUGGUCAGUCGUCCCCGUGUUUAAGACUAUUACCGAUUAUAAUGGUACCAAUCAGUUGAAGUCCACGCGUAUAACCGAG